UCAGUCGGAUGGUAGAAAAGGAAACCUUCUCAGCUGAUAACUUUUAAGAUCUCUCAUAAACAUGGAUACAUAUAUUAUAAAUAAUAAUGUUUGCCCCACAAGAAAAUGAUAAAUUGUCAAUUUGAUGGAAUACGAGCAAUUUAAGUGAAAAAAUGCACAAAUUGAAGUCCUCGCAGAAAGACAAGGUCAAGAAAUUUAUAGCCUUCACUCAGACGGGCGAAUCCACGGCUAUUUACUGCCUAUCACAGAAUGACUGGAAGCUCGAGCUGGCUUCUGACAACUUUUUCCAGAACCCAGAUUUGUACUUUAAAGAACCCAAAAUAAGUGUGGAUAGGAGAAAACUAGAACAACUCUUUUCAAAGUACAAAGAUCCAUCAGAAGUUGAUAAAAUGACAGCUGAUGGAAUUAUGAGAUUUCUUGAUGACCUUUCACUCAGCCCCGAUUCCAAAUUGGUUUUAAUUAUAGCAUGGAAAUUUAAAGCUGCUGCACAGUGUGAAUUCACCAGAGAUGAAUUUAUAUCAGGAAUGGUCGAAUUAGGAGUGGACAGUAUUGAUAAACUGAGGGCGAGAUUACCAACUUUGGACAAUGAGAUAAAAGAUCUUUUAAAGUUUAAAGACUUUUAUCAUUUUACUUUCAAUUAUGCUAAAAACCCUGGCCAAAAAGGACUAGAGCUAGAUAUGGCCAUUACAUACUGGAAUAUUGUCUUAAAAGGAAGGUUUAGAUUUCUUGAUUUAUGGUGUAAAUUUUUGAUGGAGCAUCAUAAAAGAUCGAUCCCCAAAGACACCUGGAAUCUUCUGCUAGAUUUUGCAUCGGUAAUCAACGAUGACAUGACGAAUUACGAUGAAGAAGGUGCUUGGCCAGUUUUAAUAGACGAUUUUGUAGAAUGGGCUCAGCCAAAAAUAAUCAAAGGUUCACCAAAUUCUGUGUAAUUGUAGAAUUUGAAAUAAAUUUUGUUAUUUUUAA
This is a messenger RNA of Cimex lectularius (bed bug), 963 nucleotides long. It is a transcript of the gene SCCRO, whose product is annotated as DCN1-like protein 1. Lineage: Eukaryota; Metazoa; Arthropoda; Insecta; Hemiptera; Cimicidae. The record is from RefSeq and is a predicted model, not a curated record. Gene Ontology annotation, biological process: positive regulation of ubiquitin-protein transferase activity; protein neddylation. Bases 153 to 929 code for a protein of 258 amino acids. The transcript has 5 exons. Gene Ontology annotation, cellular component: ubiquitin ligase complex. Gene Ontology annotation, molecular function: ubiquitin-like protein binding; cullin family protein binding; ubiquitin conjugating enzyme binding.